AUGGACUGGGGUUCGGCGUUGUUGCGUGCCCCUGCUGGUGAUGGCAUUGUCGCUGGCUACAGCAGGUUGUUGCGUCUUUUGGCUGGGCUCAACAACGGGCCAGGUUUUGGUUUCCUUGCAGGGCACAUUGGAGCGACGGUUGACCCGGAUCGUGUUCGGGAAUUGUCCGGUGAUCCAUUGAUGGUGCUUUUUCGAAGACGCUUGAGAGAAGCUGGAGACGCAGAUCGUGACAUCUUGCGCUUUCUGGUGAUGUCGGAUGAGCAGCCGGAUCGUCGGAUUGACAGGUCGGUCUUGGAUGCGUUGUGGAAACGUGAUCCUGCGGUGGAGCCAAUUCAGAACUUGGCUGAUGUUUUGAGGGCCGAACGCACGGUCUCCGAGAUUUGGAUAGACGGAUUGGAGAUGCCGACCCUUCCUAAGGGAGAGGUAUCCUCUGAAGGUGGCGUCCCCCUCUCUACGACUCAGUUGAGAGAUUUGUUGUUUGGUCCCAAAUCAGGUCGGUCUUCAACACGGAGCAAAGGUCGGUGGGGGGAAGCCGGUGUUCCCCUGAAUCCUGAUGGCAUACCGCUUUGGUGUGCUGAUUUGGUGCCACCUAAGGCUGAGUUGAUGAAAGCCGCGAAUGACCUUACGUGGGUUCCUCUGGCCGUGUUGUAUGGUGAUGUGCAAGCCAUGCCCUCUUGGAUCUGUGCCAUCGCUCAUGUGAGCAAAUUGAAACAGCUGGUCAACGCAUCCGUUUCACUGCCUGCCUGCCCUGAAAUUUUUGUUCCGUCACCGAGCAUGGUCGCAAAUUGUGUGGUGAAGACAGAGGUUCCGGUCGUCGGAGGGUGGACCUUGUACUACGAGUCCAAAGAGGCUCAGAUCACUUGGCCCACAGUGGCCUCAAGUGACACGCCAUGGCGCUUCUUUCGGUCUUUGGCGCUGCCGGAGAUCGUGGAGUACGACUACAAGGCCCAACAAAAGGAGUCAGAGGUCGGUAUCGAAGAAGGCUAUGAGGCUGUGGCUGAUCACUCCAAGAAGAAAAAGAGGAAGAAAAGAGGCAAGGCUGAUGCCCCUGAGGACCCAGAGUACAAGCCCGAGGACUCAGACUACAAGAGACAGCGUGCGCAAGCCGAGACAAAAGAUUCAGAAGUUGCACAGCCCGUGCACGGCCCCAACGUGGUGCACCUGGCGGCCAAGUCCAAGGCGCGCCCCAAGGCCACGGCUGAGGCAGCGGCUGAUGGCACGGAGGCCAGCUCGAAUCAUGGGCACAGAGCCAAGCAGAUGCCGCGAUCUCCAAGUCGCUCACCUGACCCUCGCCAAAGGGAGGAGAUUCGCAGAAGGGCUGUUGGGGGAGCCUCGUGA
This is a messenger RNA of Cladocopium goreaui, 1338 nucleotides long. Lineage: Eukaryota; Dinophyceae; Suessiales; Symbiodiniaceae. The record is from the annotation of a GenBank genome assembly.